GAAUAUGCCUAGGGCCACACUGCUAAUAAGUAGCAGAACAAGGAUUCCAGUCCUGGCAGUCUGGUUCUAGAGCCCAAGUGAUUGUCUGGUAGGCCAUAUUGCCUGAUUGGAACAAUACCAGCCAAGCAUUAUGAACUCAGCAAAUGUUAGUUAUUGCUGUUACCAAGAAGGAGGACCCAAAGGGACAGUAACAGGCCCAAGGAGUGCAAAGUUGACAGAACAAAGCAUGCACUGAGUUUCAGGAAAGCUUAAGAAAGGCCAGGCUCCUGUGGCUGGGACUGGAACGAUGGGGAAGACUUCUAGAGAGAAGAGAGCAGCCCCACAUGGCAUGAACAGCUUUUGCGAGGGGCUGGCAGAAGGAACCUCCUGGAAAACUUGAUAUUUAAUGUGGCAGAGGUUGCAAAUGAAAACGUUCAGGUGAGGGAAACUAUGCUAGUUUUCUACUCCUGCUAUAACAAAUUAUUGCAAAUAGAAUUGCUUAAAGCAAUGCAAAUUAUUAUCUUGGCACUCCAGAGGUCAGAAGUCCAGCCCAGCCGCACCAGACUGAAACCCAGGUAUGGGCGGGGCUGCAUUCCUUUCUGGAGGCUCCAGGGCAGGAUCUGGUUCCUGCUCAUGCAAGCUGCUGGCAGUAUUCAGUUUGUUGAGGUUAUAAGAGUAAGGUCCUUGUUUCCUUACUGAUAAUCAGCUGAAGGUCGUUCCCACCUUUUUGAAGCCACCAUAUUCCCCCAGCUUGAGCCUCAGUCUUCCAUCUUCAAAGCCAGUAAAUGGCAGGUCAAGUCUCUCUCAUGCUUUGAAUCUCUCCUGCCUCUUCUGUCAUUGCAGCUCUCCGAGCUCUCUUUCUGCCUUUUGCUUUUUUUAGUAAGAGUUCCUGUGGUUAGAUUCAGCUCACUCACAUAAUCCAGAACAAUCUCCCUAAGGUCCAUACAGUUGUACCCUCCCAUCCACAGCUUUGCUUUCCGCGGUUUCAGUUACCCGCAGUCAAGCAGAAGAUGGUCCUCCUGACCUGUCAUCAGAAGGUCAGUGGUAGCCUGACACUGUGUCUCAGUGCCUACAUCAUUACCUCAUCUCGUUAUACGAGUAUUUAAUCAUCUCACAUCAUCACAAAGAGGAGGCCUCUCAGCUCUGAGCCGUCUGCCCUCCAGGUACCCCUGGGAUGGCGUGAGCACCCCGCCAGCGAUGGACCCCUCUGUGACGCUGUGGCAGUUUCUGCUGCAGCUGCUGAGAGAGCAGGGAAACGGCCACAUCAUCUCGUGGACCUCACGGGAUGGCGGUGAGUUCAAGCUGGUGGAUGCUGAGGAGGUGGCCCGGCUGUGGGGGCUGCGUAAGAACAAGACCAACAUGAAUUAUGACAAGCUCAGCCGGGCCCUACGUUACUACUAUGACAAGAACAUCAUCCGCAAAGUGAGCGGCCAGAAGUUCGUCUACAAGUUUGUGUCCUACCCUGAAGUCGCGAGGUGCUCCACUGAGGACUGCCCGCCCCAGCCCGAGGUGUCUGUCACCUCUACUGUGGCAAAUGUGGCCCCCACUGCUGUACAUGCUGCCCCCGGGGACACAGCCUCUGGGAAACCAGGCACACCCAAGGGUGCAGGAAUGGCGGGCCCCGGGGGCUUGGCGCGCAGCAGCCGGAAUGAGUACAUGCGCUCGGGCCUCUACUCCACCUUCACCAUCCAGUCCUUGCAGCCACAGCCACAGCCGCCCCCUCAUCCUCGGCCUGCCUCUGUGCUCCCCAACACCGCCCCUUCGGGAGCAGCAGUGCCCCCAUCUGGGAGCAGGAGCACCAGUCCCAGCCCUUUGGAGGCCUGCCUGGAGGCCGAGGAGGCUGGCCUCCCUCUGCAGGUCAUCCUGACCCCACCCGAGGCCCAGAACCCUAAAUCAGAAGAGCUGAAUGUGGAGCCCGGGUCGGGCAGGCCACUGCCCCCAGAAGUGAAAGUGGACGGGCCCAAGGAAGAGUUGGAAGCCGCAGUCGGUGGGGAGGCGGGGUUUGUGCAGGAAGCCACUAAGGCCGUGCCGGAAGUCCCUCCUGCGGAGGGCGUGCCAGCCCGGCUGCCCGCGGUCGUCAUGGAGACUGCAGCGCCGGUGGGCGGCCUUCCGGCUUCCACUGCUUCCAGUACAGAGAUUGCCCAGCCUCAGAAGGGCCGGAAGCCUCGGGACCUGGAGCUUCCACUCAGCCCCAGCUUGCUGGGUGGGCCAGGACCGGAACGGACUCCAGGAUCGGGAACUGGCUCUGGGCUGCAGGCACCGGGGCCAGCGCUGACCCCGUCCCUGCUACCUACGCACACAUUGACCCCGGUGCUGCUGACGCCCAGCUCGCUGCCCCCCAGCAUUCACUUCUGGAGCACCCUGAGUCCCAUUGCACCCCGUAGCCCAGCCAAGCUCUCCUUCCAGUUUCCGUCCAGUGGCAGCGCCCAGGUGCACAUCCCUUCCAUCAGCGUGGAUGGCCUCUCAACCCCCGUGGUGCUCUCCCCAGGGCCCCAGAAGCCAUGAUUACCACCACCACCACCACCCCCUUCUGGGGUCACUCCAUCCAUGACCCUGAACUUCUCUCCAGCCAGCCGUCUCAAGGAGAAACAUAGUUCAGCUGACAGACUUGUGCUCUAGUUGUGGUGGGGUAUGGAUUCUUAGGAAAGAUCUUUUAGUAACCCUUCCACAGGAAACAUACAACUUCUCUCUUCUUGGUCAGUUCCCCAGUGGCCGCCCUUACACGUCUCCUACAGCAGUGGUGGGGACGGUUUAUUUAUUUAUUUUUUGAAGGCCACUGAGAGGAGCCUGGCCCAACCCUUUUGAGGGUUUGGUGAGGACAUCUCCCCCAUCUCCACAUUUUCUCCCAAGAUGAGACAAUCGGGGUCUGGCUUGAGAAGGACCUUUCUUUAUUUAUUUCUCAGCCGGCCCUUGGAAAGCUGAGGGAGCCCUGUCUCCAUUUUGGGGUGUGAGUGGAAAAGGUAGCUUGUUGUUGUUUAUUAUUCCUGGCCACACCCAAUGGCCCAGGAAGAAUUUGUGCCAUUCAGCAGUUUGGGAAUCUUGGCCAAGGAAAGACUCACACCCUUGAAGUAGGAAUUUCCACCCCCCCCCCAGAUACCACCUUUUCGGCCGGGGAGGAAUGCCCCUUUUGUUCUCCUCCCCCGAGAAGCCAUUCCUGUGUCUGCCAAACUCCUGGGGUCCUGCCUGUUACCUCCCAAUGGAGGGUUUUUUUGGGGAGUUGGUUCCCGUCUGGGGGACCCCUCCAGCCAGUACUCCAGGUCUCCUUGUCCCCCACCCCUUGCCAUUUUGAUAGUAUAAUCUAUUUUUAAACAGGGCUUUUCAAUAGGGGAGAGGAAAGCAUCUCUUCCUAUAUCUGAGAUGGGGUGGGUGGGAAGGAAGGGAUUGGGGGGGGAUCUUCCUGCCACCCCCAAGUGUUUAUUUUUGAUACCAAACGUGUAUUUUCAUCUCCCUCCCUCCCAGCCCCCCAAUUUCCUGCGGGCGGGUACAAAGGACCCUUUAAGUGUCCCUGGAGUUGGGAGGGAGGAAUGGGGGACAUAAAUCCUGUCCUAUCUGAAUUCCAGGCUGGAGAGGGUGGGUUCACAGGACUCCUGGGCUCACCUCCUGUCAGCACCGGCCCAGCCUGGGCCUGGGGACCUGGGGGUUGGUGAUUUGGGGGACGGUGCUACACCUGUCUCCACUGUUUGUUUUACUUCCCCAAAAAUGGAUCUUUUUUUUUCUAAGAGUCCCAGAGAAUGGGGAAUUGUUCCUGUAAAUAUAUAUUUUUAAAGGUGA
Messenger RNA from Neogale vison (American mink), 3750 nucleotides. RefSeq names its product ETS transcription factor ELK1 (gene ELK1). NCBI's taxonomy places the organism in Eukaryota, Metazoa, Chordata, Mammalia, Carnivora, Mustelidae. Gene Ontology annotation, cellular component: nucleus. The transcript has 6 exons. The coding region runs from base 1177 to 2484 and encodes 435 amino acids. Gene Ontology annotation, biological process: cell differentiation; regulation of transcription by RNA polymerase II. The record is from RefSeq and is a predicted model, not a curated record. Gene Ontology annotation, molecular function: sequence-specific DNA binding; DNA-binding transcription factor activity, RNA polymerase II-specific.